Messenger RNA from Drosophila pseudoobscura, 2569 nucleotides. RefSeq names its product inactive serine protease scarface (gene scaf). The transcript has 7 exons. Bases 186 to 2171 code for a protein of 661 amino acids. Gene Ontology annotation, molecular function: serine-type endopeptidase activity. Gene Ontology annotation, biological process: proteolysis. The record is from RefSeq and is a predicted model, not a curated record. NCBI's taxonomy places the organism in Eukaryota, Metazoa, Arthropoda, Insecta, Diptera, Drosophilidae.
UCUGCGGCCGCGCAGCGGAGCGGCGGCAACGCAAGCAGCGCCUGCUUGGUACAUAUAAAACAGACGAUCUUGGUAAAAUAUUCACAAUCAUUUUCAAGCUGUUCGUACGCGCGCUCGAGUCGAGAGGUGUCUGGAUUUUUUCAGUGUUUUUCGUAGCAACACAGAGCAAAGUGAAAGCAAAAGCCAUGUUCCGAUUUCGAGAACAGUUCGCAGUCGUCCUCUCCAUGGCGAUGCUGGCGCUGGCUCUGGCUCUGGCCAGUGCCGACUACCAGGGCAACAUGUUUCUCAACGGGCAGUACAAGAACGGCGCUAAGGAGCACCAGGAGACCCACUUCUCCGUGAACGCCGCAUCGAACGUCUUCCUGAAUCACGCUAUCAUCAGCCGCCAAGCCUCGCCCUUCCAGGGCCCCACAUACCUGCCGCCAAAGGAGUUCCUGAAGUGCGCCUCAGGCCAGCAAUGUGUGCGUCAGGGUCAAUGUCAAAACGGAUACUACACACAGCAACUGCCCAAGAUCCAGAACUGCGAGCCGGACUCGAACGUUUGCUGCACCUACCGCGCACCACCCACCACCACCACCACCACCACAACGACUACCACACCUCUGCCGUUCGCGACCUGUCCACGCGACUCGGAUUGUGUAGCACCAGAGGACUGCCGCAACGGGGAGAUCAGCUCCAUCAACUAUGUGAAGAAGCAAGGGCCCAACCGUUGCUACGCUCCCGAGGUGUGCUGCCGGAUGCCCUCUACAACGCUAACCGAAGACGGAUACAUAUUUAACCUGCCUGACAAGACGUUCCCGCUGCCCACCAAUCCCACGGUGCCCGCCGUCCGCACAACGCAGCCUGCCCUACGUCCACUGCCCACCACUCGUCCCACUAACGAGUACCUGCCACCACAGACGACUCGUCGGCCGGUGUACCAACAACCCCCCCAGACAACACAACGUCCCGUCUAUCAGCCGCCACCCACUACCAUCCGCCCGCAAACCCAGCCCACGCAGCCCGCUUACCGACCACAGCCGACACAGCCGCAAUCGACCCGUCGUCCCACCAACGAGUAUUUGCCUCCCGUAUCGGUGAAUGAGAUUCCUCACCGCGAGAUUCCACGUUACGAGCCGGACCGUGUUCCGGAACCAUCUAAUGAGAAGCCUGUGUACCGCGGCGAGGAUCAGCUUUCGCCGCAGAUCUUCCCAACGCCACAGACCGUAAAUGUACCAAAAUACUUUGCAAAGUGCGCCUCUGCCUUGGUCUGUACGGACGAAAACUACUGCAAUGCCAUCGGUGUGCUCUCCGAAACGCCCGUCGAGCUAUCUCCCAUGGAAGCGGCCUUCCGAGUGCCCCUCACCGACUGCUUGCAGGCCGAGAGUGGAGCAGCUGGAAAAUGUUGCCGCGAUCCGAACUACGUAGACCCGUGGCCAGUCAACUUGGCCGGCGUGUGCGCCACCAGAAAUAAGCGCACUAAGCCCACUGGCAUUAAGGACCUGGAUGCUAACUUUGCCGAGAUCCCAUGGCAGGCAAUGAUUCUGCGGGAGUCUAGCAAAACGCUGCUUUGUGGCGGUGCCAUCAUUGGGGACGAGUUCGUCCUGACCACCGCCAGCUGCGUCAACGGGCUGCCAGUUAACGACAUCCGCAUCAAGGCCGGAGAAUGGGAACUGGGAAGCACAAACGAGCCACUGCCCUUCCAGCUGACCGGGGCCAAGUCGAUUGACGUCCAUCCAUCAUAUGCCUCCUCGAGCACUGCUAACGACCUGGCCAUUAUUCGGCUGGAUAAACGCCUGGAGUUCGCCACCCAUAUCCAGCCAAUCUGCAUCAGCGACGCGGAUCCCCAGGCCUCGGAACAGUGCGUGACCUCCGGCUGGGGCAAGCAGGCAUUGUCAAUUCACGAGGAAGGCGCAAUCAUGCACGUUACUGACACAUCGUCGCAGGGACGCAGUGAGUGCGCAGCGGACGCCACCAGCGUAUGCAGCGCCACGAAGUUUGAUGCAUGCCAAUUCGAUCUGGGGAGCGCGCUCGCCUGCGGCAGCGGGUCGAGUAUCCGCCUCAAGGGCAUUUUCAGCGCCGAGAACUCCUGCGGGGACGGACAGACGGUGCGCUUUGCCAAGCCCGAUAUCAAGUGGAUUAACACGGCGUUUGCCGACAGGAACAAGCCGCUGCUCCUGAAACGUUUCUAAUCCGCGAAAAGACGCAUAGAUAACCGUUCUCCGAAGUGGAGUACAGUGAAGCAGUGAGCAAAGAGGAGAAUUGAAUACCUACAAUAGAACAGCUCCGACGGUUAAUAGUCUUUUGAUUUUAGUUGAACUAUCUCAAAUUUAGCCUACAUUGCACUACUGUUGUUCUAAGUCGCAACCUGCCACGCCCACAUUAUAGAUAUUUAUUCAAGACCAUAAAAUAACCCGAGUAGGACACCACAGUUCAUAUUUGUUGCAAUCACAACUAUCCGACCAUGUAGUUUCAAUUCAGUUCAGCAGUAGAAAAACUAUUGACGAGUUGUAAAAUAAUUAAUUGUAAGCGAUAGGUUGUUCACAUGAAUUUUUGAAUGGCCAAACUAAUUACUACCAGCUCCGCAAAC